Messenger RNA from Tyto alba (common barn owl), 1221 nucleotides. Its product is annotated as cAMP-dependent protein kinase inhibitor alpha-like. Gene Ontology annotation, biological process: negative regulation of cAMP-dependent protein kinase activity. The record is from RefSeq and is a predicted model, not a curated record. The transcript has 5 exons. Gene Ontology annotation, molecular function: cAMP-dependent protein kinase inhibitor activity. Lineage: Eukaryota; Metazoa; Chordata; Aves; Strigiformes; Tytonidae. Gene Ontology annotation, cellular component: cytoplasm; nucleus. The coding region runs from base 584 to 811 and encodes 75 amino acids.
GGGAGCGGCGGCGUUGGGCGGGCGGCUGCGGGCGGCUCGGCCUCGGGUGCCCCAGGGCUGCCUGCGAGCCGGAGGCUUCCCCGGGGCUCCUGCAGAGCGCCGAGCAUCCUUCCUUCCUCCCGCCCGCCCGGCUGGCACCGGCACCGGCACCGGCACCGGCACCGGCACCGGCACCGGCACCGGCACCGGCACCGCCAGCAUCGGUACCAACGUCAGCACUGGGCACAGGCAUCGCCACCGGCACCGGCAGCAGCACCAGCCCCGGCACCGGCACCGGCAGCAGCAUCGGUAGCGACGUUGGCACCGGCUCCGGCAGAGCCCAGUCGGGGUCACUUGUCCCUCUCAGCACGGUGCCUGUGCCCAAGGACUCAGGGACGUUGGUUUGUCCUCCACCGGAGAGUGAUUCCCAGGGGGACGCUGGUCAGAGCCGGAGGGGACCCAGCCGGCAGUCCCAGUCUCUUGUGUGGCCCCUCGCUGGCUGGGAGACGUCUGGAAGGAGAAUCACCAGGCCAGGGAGUGGAGCGGGACCCUGGGCCCGGGGGAGACGCAGCACCAGGCCAGGCUGGAGGGUGCCCGGGUUAGCAUGACCGAGGUGGAACCCGUGCUGGACUUCGCAUCCUCCGGGAGAACGGGCCGGCGCAAUGCCCUGCCCGACAUCCUGGGCUCGCCGGCCGGCGUCAGCCCCUCCGACCUGCCCCUCAAGCUGGCCGAGAUGUCCCUGAACGCAGGCAGCGCCCAGGAGAUGCAGUCACCCUCGGCGGAGGUGCCCCCUCCGCAGCCCCCCAGCCCCGAGCUGAAGGACACGUCCUAACCUCGCUCCUGGGGGGGGGACGUUGCUGACCAGCGGAGGAAAGAGGAGGCUGCGGAGCAUCAGCCCGGCUUUCCUGGCACGGCCGGAAUCCGCUGGGUUUUCCUCGGUGCUACCGCGGCGAGACCGUCGGGUGUCAUCCCCCCCCCCCGCCGUGGGGGGAGCAUCGCAUGGCGGGGACCUGCCGUGACAAAGGGGCGAUUCCCACCCACGCCCUGGGCGAGGACCUGGGGGGGCGGAUUUUUUUUGCCUCCCCCGGGGGGGGAGAAAUAUUUUUUUUCUGGGGCAUUUGGCAGAGCCAAGCGCAGGGGGUUUACCGGGAGGGGGGGGUGUGUGUCUUUCUCCUCGUUGAAGGAGCAGCCCGCGGGUGUUUCUAGCUGAGUGUGGUGUUCACUGUGAUGUUUUGGGUACCA